Messenger RNA from Cyanidioschyzon merolae strain 10D, 2175 nucleotides. Its product is annotated as similar to retinoblastoma binding protein 2. Gene Ontology annotation, cellular component: nucleus. The transcript has a single exon. NCBI's taxonomy places the organism in Eukaryota, Rhodophyta, Bangiophyceae, Cyanidiales, Cyanidiaceae. The record is from RefSeq and is a predicted model, not a curated record. Bases 1 to 2175 code for a protein of 724 amino acids. Gene Ontology annotation, molecular function: histone demethylase activity. Gene Ontology annotation, biological process: chromatin remodeling.
AUGCCUCAGCAGAACGUUCACCAAAGUAUAGCAGACGAUGCCCAAUCUGGUGUUUAUGCUGAAAAAGAGCAUUCUAUUGCAUCUGGAGCGCAUAGCGAACGAGCAGCCCCCGCGGCGUUUGCUGCAGACGCACCGGUCUAUCGCCCGUCACCGCAGGACCUCGAAAACUUUGUGAAUUAUGUCCAUCGUUCUUUCACCGAAUGGGAAAGCCACGGUAUCGUGGUGCUUUCGAUUCCACCGGCUUGUCUGGAAAAAUACGGCGUCUCCGAAAUGGAGCUUACCGAGGCGCUGCAUCAGACCAUGGUGCAGCCUCGCGUGCAACGCUUCCCGCAGUUCGCACCCAGCGAGCGUAGCCAACGUUCACCGCAGAAAAGAGUCCGUCGAACAUGGUCUAACGCUGGUUGGCCCUGCUUUCCCGAGAGCAAUCGCUCCAUGAGUGCAGCAGCGUUUCGCGAUCAAGUGCGAGCACUCGAUGCCCAGCUCGUGGAUUGGCUGCAGACGCACGCGCGUGCUUCGCUCCCCGCAACGAGCGAGCCAGAAACGAAGAGCAUCCCACUAGAAACCAGACUGAAGUGGCAGAAAAGUAUCAUCCCCGAACGGGUGCAAUGGCUCGAGGCUUGUUUCUGGGAAGCGCUGGAGCACGGCUUUGCAGGUCAUCCUCGCUCUGUCCAGUACGCAAUAGAUAUUGUUGGCCUCUCGGGUAGUGUCAGCGACACUGAACUUCCACCAUGGUUACCGCAGGGCCUGCAUUAUCAUCGCCACCAUCAUCAGGCAACAAGUUGCGAGGGAUGCACAGGCGCGGGUACGUCGCCCGGGGGGCAGGCAGUACCCCUGAAACCUCUCUCCCUGUUGCGCUUUUGGCCACGAGCAGGAGGGAUCAACGUACCUAUGGCGUAUUUGGGGGGGUUGUUCACUCGUUUCGGUUUACACGUCGAGGAUAUGCAUCUGUGCUCGUUAUCGAUGCUCUGGUUCGGUGAACCCAAAGUUUGGUACGCGAUACCAGCAAGUUUCGCGGAUCGUGUCGAGCACCUGAUCAUGGAGCGCUGGAGCGCGGCGUCCUUGAGCGGGGCCAACGCUUCGUGCUCGGGGGCGCUGCGCACCCCGCACACCCUGCCCUGGGCUCUAACGAGCAAGUCGCUGUUGAUAUCGCCGGCGUCAUUGGCUCAGCACGGCAUUCCCGUGUAUCGUGCAGUGCAAGUACCGGGUCAAAUCGUGCUGACCAUGCCGCGAGCCUAUCACUGCGGUUUCAAUUGUGGCUGGAAUGUGGCAGAGGCAGUCAACUGGGCACCACUGGAGUGGCUUGCUUUCAGCCGCAGAGCCAUCGGCUGGGAACGUGCGCUCCAGAAAACAGGAACCGUGAAUGACGUGUUACUUGGAUUUGUGCAGAUGCUGGCUGCGCUGAAUCAGGCGGGUGCUGCGCUUUGGAGCAAUCGGGAACGCAGUCUGCUGCGGCAAGCGCUGUGUCCCUGUGUUCGUGCCAACCUGCUUCUCAUUGAACUGUUUCGGCGAGAGCAGACUCUAAAAUGCCGAGCAGACAAUCCUGCAAGUUGCUUUCUCGUGUACUGGAUUCGUUCCAGUGCAGCGUGCUUGGAGGCUGCAGCUGUGCUGCAUCACUGGCGACGAAAGUUGCGCCUUGAACGCCUGCAUCGCUCGUGGACGACCACGCGACAGCGGGCUUGGAAUAGCGUGACGAAUACCCUAGCCAAUGCGCAGGUUUGGCGAUUUCCGCGAAUGGCAAUCGAUCGACUUGUCGCAGGGCACAGCUGGUGGCAAGAGGCAAUCUGUGUUUCGACGCUGUUCUGUAGUGUAUGCAGAGCAGCUUGUGGCAUCAAUUUCGCCAUCUGUCUUGAGUGUUUGGAGUUCGAAGGCAAUCUCGUCAAGGGUAUUCGCUGUGAAGAACAUCUCAUGGUUCCGUGUCACGCGGAAUUUGCUUCGGGAGUGCUGAUGCCGCCCCGAACUGAGUGUCAGCGCGAAGCAUGCCGGCCUUACGACCAGCACUCUGAUCCUGUCGACCAGGAGGAUGCGCCCGCGCGUCAACAGCAACAUCAACAGUUACCCAUGUUGGUGGUCAGUCAUCUGCCACCAGCGAGACUGCUUGGUCGUCUUCUACGUUAUUGGAACGAGUCAACCACGAUUUUCCGCGCAUGCGAUGAUUCGUUGUCGGCUUGGCGGUAG